Amaranthus tricolor (Joseph's coat) is the source of this 2505-nucleotide messenger RNA. Its product is annotated as receptor-like protein EIX2. The record is from RefSeq and is a predicted model, not a curated record. The coding region runs from base 1 to 2505 and encodes 834 amino acids. Gene Ontology annotation, molecular function: protein binding. NCBI's taxonomy places the organism in Eukaryota, Viridiplantae, Streptophyta, Magnoliopsida, Caryophyllales, Amaranthaceae. Gene Ontology annotation, cellular component: plasma membrane. The transcript is spliced from 2 exons.
AUGUUUUCGAAUAAUCUUAAUAUGUUGUCACGUCUUACUUCACUAAGGCGCCUAAUUUUCCUGAAUGUAGAUCUCACUAAAGCUAGGGAUUGGCCUGAUCGCCUCCCUUCCUUAGAGCAUUUGGAGUUAAAUGGUUGUCAACUUCCUGUUUUCAUUAAUUCGUAUUCUAGUAAUUAUUUGACUUGGUUUUUUAAUCAAAGUUCCUUAGUUAAAUUGUCCCUUUCUUACAGCGGAAUAUCUGGUAGAAUUCCGAGUAAAAUUUGGAACAUGACUUCACUUUCACAUCUUGAUCUCUCUUUCAACCAACUUGAAGGUGAGCUUACUAGUUCCAUGUUUAGUGGAAUGACUUCUCUUUCACAUCUUGAUCUUUCUAAUAAUUUCUUGAAAGGUGAGCUUUCUAAUUCCUUGAUUAGGGGAAUGCCUUCUCUCACACAACUUAAUCUUUCUUAUAACAACUUCAAAGGUGGGGUUCCUAGUUCCUUGUUUAGAGGACUAACUUGUCUUUCAUACCUUGAUCUUUCUCAUAAAAAAUUUGAAGGUGAGCUUCCUGGUUCUAUGAAAGGUGUUUGCGAACUUAGAGCAUUGGAUCUAUCUUUUAAUCAUCUUAAGGGAAAUCUUUCAAGCAUCUUCCAAUCCUUGUCUUGUGCAAACAAUACUUUAAUGAUCCUUUACUUGCAUAUGAAUAAUUUUAGUGGUUUAGUCCCGGAUUUCACAAUCUUUUCUUCCUUAAGAGAAUUGAAUCUAAGCACUAAUAAACUGAGUGGUUCACUUCCCUCUAAUUUUGAGAGACUUUCAAAUCUUGUCAUCUUAAAUUUAGAUCAUAACCAACUUACAGGAUCAGUGCUUGAUCUUUCUAGGUUUAGGUCAUUAGACCUAUUGAAUCUUCAAAAUAACCAAUUAAAUGGCACUCUACAUGUGAGUUUAGGACAACUUUCAAGAUUAAGCUACUUGGAUAUUUCAUCCAACUCAUUGAAAGGUGAAAUUGGUGUACUCCACCUCUCUAAUCUCUCAAGAUUGCGUUACUUGGAUAUGUCCUUUAAUUCAUUAUCUUUCAAUGUUGGAUCGAGUUGGAUGCCAUCAUUUAAACUAGAUACCAUCGGACUUGCUUUUUGUAGAUUAGGUCCUCGUUUCCCAAAUUGGCUUCGAACUCAAUCAAAUUAUUCAAACUUGGAUAUAUCAUAUGCUGGGAUUUAUGAUACUAUCCCUUUUUGGUUUUGGAACCUUUCUACAAUACCUAAUUUUAUCAGUUUAUCUCAUAACAAUCUUCAUGGUAACUUACCAGCUCAUUCAUUGAUUGAACAUUUUGAAAGUAAUCCCUCCAUUGAUUUGAGUUCUAAUCUUCUUGAGGGUACUAUACCAAAUUCUUUUAAAAAUUCAGUUUAUCUGAAUCUCUCUAGAAAUGCUUUUUCUGGGUCAAUUUCCUUUGUGUGCAACCAUGGUUUCUCAUUAAACGGUCUCGACCUUUCACAUAACUUCUUUUCUGGGAAAUUGCCUGAUUGUUGGUCAAAUAUUAGCAAUUCUCUAACUGUUGUAGAUUUGUCAAGCAAUUCCUUGACGGGAAAGCUUCGCAGAUCUUUGGAUUUUGGAGACAACCAGUUUUCAGGAACGACUAAGUGGAUAGGGCGUAGUUUUCCAUAUUUGGUUGUUCUCAGUCUUCGCAACAAUUCAUUUUCUGGAAAAAUACCUCCAAAACUUUGCCUUUUAUCGUCCAUUCAAAUUGUUGAUUUGUCUGCAAAUAACCUUUCUGGGAAAAUACCAAGUUGUUUGUGUAACUUGACAGCAAUGACACAAAAAAAGAGUUCUCCUAAAGCUAUUACAGACACCAAUGCCACAUUCUCCACCAUUGGCUCUCCAUACGAAGACUACAUCUCUGUUGUACUGAAAGGAUUCAACUAUGAAUUUAAGAACAAUCUAGAACUUGUUAAGAGUAUCGAUCUUUCAAGCAAUAAGUUAGAAGGUAAAAUUUCGGCUCAAGUUUCCUGCCUUACGGGACUGAUUUCUUUAAAUUUUUCAAGAAACAAUCUCAAUGGAUCUAUCAUACCAAAAAUUGGUCAAUUGAAUUCUUUAAAGUCGUUGGAUUUGUCUAAUAACCAUCUUUCUGGGGAGAUUCCUGCGACGUUUUCAGAUUUGAACUUUUUGUCUACUUUAAGCUUGGCAAAUAACAACUUUUCUGGGAGAAUUCCAACUGGAACUCAACUACAAGGCUUAAAUGCUUCAGUGUUUUCAGGAAAUCCAGGGCUUUGUGGGAAUCCACUCCCAAAUAAGUGCGUAAGUGACCAAGCAAAGGGUAGCAGUCAAAAUAAACACAGUCUUGAAAACAAUGAAGAUGAUAUAACUCUGGGGUUGUAUAUCAGCAUUGCACUCGGAAUUAUCACAGGGUUUUGGGUAGUUCUUGGUAUUUUGAUAUUCAAGAGGUCGUGGAGAUAUGCCUAUUUUUGCUUUUGGGUGAAUGUUUAUGACAAGCUCUAUGUGAUCAUCACCUUUCGAAGACAUACUCGUGCUUGA